AUGAUGAAAUCAGUUGACGGGCUCCCCUCCUUCUUGCCCCCGCUAACACUAACCCCAGCCUCCACUCUCUCCUCCUCCAAACCAUCUUGUAUUACGCCCUCUUCUUCUACUACUGUUCUUCCCUUUAAUUUCCGCAACAACUUUCCCCUAAAAUCCCACAGCCCACAAUUUAAUCUCCGUAAGAAUUUCUUGCUUUUGGUCCGGGCGUCAGAUGACAACAAAAGUAAUAACGGGGAAGACAGUAGCAAUCCAUUGAGCAAGGAAGGGCUCAAAGAUGAUAAUAAUACUGACAGCAACGGAAUCGAUGGUGAUAAUGGCGGUGAGAAUGGGGAGAACGGGAAUGGGAAUGGACGGGGGCCGAGAUUGAAUCUGAAAUGGGUUGAUCUGCUGUUGAACCCAGACCCGGAUAACGUGGCGGCGGUUGGAUUGACUGGGGUGUUAGCCUGGGCAAGCGUGCAGGUGCUGUGGCAGCUGUUUGUGAUUUCAAUAGCAAUCUUGCUGGCAGCUCUCAAGUACUCCUUCAUUGCUGCCCUCCUCAUCUUCAUCCUCAUUACCCUCCUUUAG
Messenger RNA from Coffea arabica (coffee), 564 nucleotides. The record is from RefSeq and is a predicted model, not a curated record. NCBI's taxonomy places the organism in Eukaryota, Viridiplantae, Streptophyta, Magnoliopsida, Gentianales, Rubiaceae.